Messenger RNA from Rhagoletis zephyria (snowberry fruit fly), 753 nucleotides. RefSeq lists its product as uncharacterized. The record is from RefSeq and is a predicted model, not a curated record. NCBI's taxonomy places the organism in Eukaryota, Metazoa, Arthropoda, Insecta, Diptera, Tephritidae.
AUCCGAACCACUGUCCGACGUAGUAUGUUUGGAAGGUGAGAAGACUAUUUUGCUAAAAAAUGUUGCAGCCGAUUGAAUGUGACGUCGAUUCAGAGGGGAGAAUAGAGUGUUUAGAUUCGCCGUCAAAUGAUGUGCCAAAUUUGAAAGAUGCCCCAGACGACGGCAGCAGCCAUGAUGAUCAUGAAACAGUUGACAAUUCAGAAGAGAGAUGUGAUGUGAGUGAAUUACCACCAAAAGAUGAAAUCCAGAACCCCAAACAUUUGAUGAAGCAUCAACAUGCAAAAACGCAGAAUUAUGGAAUUCAGCUAUUGAAGAUGAAAUGUCGUCUCACAUGGCUAACCAGACGUGGGAGCUCACAACACUACCACCAGGAAAGAAGGCUAUUCCAUGCAAGUGGGUGUAUAAACACAAAGUGGACGCAUAUGGUGAAGCAGUCCGACAUAAGGCUAGAUUGGUGGUAAAGGGAUACAGCCAGAAGAAGGGAAUCGACUAUGAAGAAACCUUUGCGCCGGUCGUGCGGUAUACAUCGUUGCGACUUCUUUUGGCCCUUUCCGCAAAAUUUCACUUAGCCAUACAUCAAAUGGACGCUGUCACCGCUUUCUUAAAUGGUGACCUGAAAGAAGAGUUUUAUAUGUUGCAACCCAUUGGAUUCGAUGAUAAUUUAAAAAAAUCCCUUUAUGGCCUGAAGCAGUCCAGUAGGGUUUGGAAUGAAAAAUUGAAUAAUGUCCUUCUAAGUUUUGGACUUAUUAGAAG